UUACACGCGUACGGUGCACUUACUACGCAACACGCAGUUCUUCCAUUCACUUGAUAUCACGACAGUUGAUAAAUGUUUGUACGUGCAACGGGAUACCUAUAUUUUGAACGUGAUCACAUGUGUUCGUGAAUGGACGCUAUAAUUAGACGCAAUUUGUUUAUCGUACUAGUUAAAAAUAGAAUAAUUAGUUUAAAAAAAAAAUUCAAAAAAUUUAUGACACAAUCAAGGCACGAUGCGUCACACGCUGAAAGCAAUUGCAGUCUGCACUAUAUUUUCAUUCAUAACGAAUGCAAUCAUAGCUGAUGACGCCCUGUAUGGAUCGAACGACAAUGAAACAAGGAGUGAAAGAUUGAAAAGAGCGAAACAAUCGUUUCCACAAAAUGCGUUUCUGGACAUAAUAAUGCAAACUGUGGCACCAAACUACACACCAAAGUCACCGAGCGAUUUCUUCGAUAUACUUAGAGACUCAUAUGAUUUGCCUAACGGCUUAAAGUCCCCACUGCCAGAGUACGACUAUGUGAUAGUGGGUGCCGGAUCAGCGGGCUGCGUGCUCGCGUCCCGACUGACUGAAGACCCUGACGUGACCGUACUCGUGCUGGAGGUCGGCAAGCCAGAGAUGUUCUUCACAGACGUGCCCGCCAUGUCAGCAUACUUCCAAUCUACUGAGUACAGUUGGCCCUAUUAUAUGGAACCACAGCCGGGUGUUUGCUUAGGAAUGAUCAACAAGCGAUGUUACUGGCCGCGCGGGCGAGCCGUCGGCGGUACCAGCGUCAUCAACUACAUGAUAUACACGCGCGGCCGCCCCGCCGAGUGGGACCGCAUCGCCGCUGCCGGCAACUAUGGCUGGUCAUACAGGGAAGUGCUCGAAUAUUACAAGAAAAGUGAACGGGCCAAUUUAAAAGAAUUCCAAAGUUCACCGUACAGAGGCUCGACCGGGGAAAUGAAUGUAGAGUUUAUUAACUUUAAAACCCCGUUGAUACGAGCCUUUUUAGAAGCUGGCAGGAUACUGGGCAGUCCCACCGUUGAUUACAAUGCUCCUGAACACCUUGGCUUCGGUUAUGUUCAAACAACUACGAGAAAUGGUAAAAGACUCAGCGCUGCAAAGGCAUUUCUACAUCCUUACAAAAAGAGACGCAAUCUACACAUUCUGCCGAUGGCUACUGCAACUAAAGUUCUGAUCGAUACUACUACAAACACGGCUUACGGAGUGCAAUACGUGCGAAACCGUUUGAAAAAUGAGGUCCGAGCAAGAAGAGAAAUUAUAUUAUCAGCAGGGCCUAUGGCUUCACCACAACUCCUUAUGUUAUCCGGAAUAGGGCCCAGGGAACAAUUAAGCCGACAUGGAAUACCUCUCAUCAAAGAUCUCCCAGUCGGUCGUACUCUCUAUGACCACAUCACAUUCCCCGGAAUUAUAUUUUCAUUAAACACAACAGGCGUCAGUUUUAUGGAAUCUAGAUCAGGCACUGUCAGUAAAUUCCUGGAAUGGAUGCAAUUUGGUGACAAUGAAGUAGCUUCUCCCGGUGGGGUUGAAGGAAUCGGAUACAUAAAAACUCCACUAUCUACCGAAGUUGAAGAUAUACCAGAUAUAGAACUUAUCAGUAUCGGUGGUUCCUUAGUAUCCGACGGUGGCCCAAAAAGCAGUAAAGCAACACGAAGAGGUAUGAGAUUAUCAGACGAUAUUUUCAAUGCCGCAUUUGGGUCAAUUGACAAUACAGAUACAUGGAGCGCAUUUCCAAUGCUGUUGCACCCUAAAUCAGUUGGAUCGUUAGAAUUGAAAAACAAUAACCCAUUCAGCCAUCCUCUAUUGUAUGGUAACUAUCUAACGCAUCCCAUAGACGCAGCGACGUUCGUUGCAGCCGUCAGACAUGUACAGGCAUUGGCCGCGACGCCACCAUUCCAGAAAUUUGGAGCCAAGAUACAUCCAGCGCAAUAUCCAGAAUGCCGCAAAUUCAAUUUCGAUUCUGACGAAUAUUGGGAAUGCGCUGUACGGACUCUCUCUGCAACACUACAUCACCAAAUAGCUACAUGUCGUAUGGGGCCGGUCGGGGAUCCCCUCGCUGUGGUUGAUCCGGAGUUGCGAGUCCAUGGCAUCAAUAGAUUACGUGUUGUGGAUUCUAGCAUUAUACCACAAACAGUUUCUGCUCACACACAUGCACCAGCAGUUAUGAUAGGCGAAAAGGCUGCUGACAUGAUAAGGAGCUCUUGGCGAUAUAAAUAAUGUAAAUUAAAAUGUUAUAAGUUGGUAAACUAAAUAAGACAAUUUAUUUAUACAUAGACAUAAAACUCAUAUCUGUGAUACUUGAGUUAAUGAUAAAUACUAAACAUCAAUUCUGUUAUUUAUUAUUAUUACCUCACUGAUUUGAUAAAAUGUAUUUUAAUUGAUUUGUAAAACAAGUGUGUUGGAAUAAAAUUAUGCUCUAUAGUAUCUAUGUCAGA
This is a messenger RNA of Manduca sexta (tobacco hornworm), 2436 nucleotides long. RefSeq names its product glucose dehydrogenase [FAD, quinone]. The coding region runs from base 233 to 2218 and encodes 661 amino acids. Gene Ontology annotation, molecular function: oxidoreductase activity, acting on CH-OH group of donors; flavin adenine dinucleotide binding. NCBI's taxonomy places the organism in Eukaryota, Metazoa, Arthropoda, Insecta, Lepidoptera, Sphingidae. The record is from RefSeq and is a predicted model, not a curated record. The transcript has 6 exons.